AUGGCGCCACUCCUGGAUAGUAUGGUCGCCACAGCCCUCCUGACCACGCUAGUGUGCCCAGUAACGGCAAGCUAUGGCUUCUACAUCGGCAAAGACCUCUCCGCCAGCGGCCACACCAUGCUCGGCGGCACCGGCGAAGAAGUAUCAUCACACUGGCUACAAAUCUUCCCCGCCGCGGACCACCCACCAAACAGCACCCUCACAGUCGGCGUGACCCCAGACGCCACCCUACCAGGCAACCUGAUCAACAUAACCCAAGUGCCCCACACCUACCGAUACAUGUCCAUGGAGUACUCCGACUACGAGGGCUUCCCAGCACCCCUAACCAACGGCGGUGUCAAUGAGCACGGCGUAGCCGUUCGCGACAUCUGGGCCUCAAACCGCGAUGAACUCUACUCCAUGACCCCCAACCUGCAGACCGGCAUCCAAUACUCCGACCUCGCACGCCUGGUCCUCGAACGCGCGACAACGGCUCGCGAGGGCGUCCAACUCAUCGGCGACCUAAUCGCGGAGUACGGCUACGCAACCUACGGCGGCAACAGCCACCUCAUCGCCGACAAGGACGAGGGCUGGGUGGUGUGGGAGUUUGCUGGUGGGGAGAAGCUCUGGGCUGCGGAACGCCUGGGCCCGGAUGUAGUCAGGGUGAGCUAUCCGGGGUAUAUUGAAGAGUUUCCGCUGGAUUUUGCAGACAAUGACACGAAUUAUAUGGGUAGUCCGAACUUGGUGAGUUUUGCGGAGGAGCAGGGGUGGUGGAAUGCGAGUUCGGGGGAGGCGUUUAAUGUGUUUAAGGUGUAUGGUGUGCAGGGGGACAAUUAUACGGCUAGGGAUGGGGGGUUCAAGUAUAUGUCGCAGGCUGCGCUGGAGGAAUUGGCGAUGGAGAAGGCGCCGUUGACGGAGGCGGAUUUGAUGGAGUUGGUGAGGGAUCCGAGGAUUGCUGAUGAUGAGGCUGGGUAUGGGCAGGUUGUGACGCUUAAGACUGUUUCGAAUGGGACGGGGGGCAGUGAUGAGUCGUUUGUGGACCCAGAUCUCAUUCGUAUCUGGAAUGCGCCGACCGGGAGCGUAACCGCUCCGUUCAACGUGUGGUGGCUCGGUGUAGAGUCCGUUCCGCCGGAAUAUGGUCAGCAUCGGUAUCUGACUAAAGAUGCGGCCAGCACCUUCCUCAAUCCGGACUUCCAGCUGCAAGAAGCGAGUGUCUUCGCGGGUCGGGUCUUCAAGAGGCUGCUCUACUACACCUGCUCGAAUCCCGAACGGCUAUUGCUGGAGUGA
Molecule: messenger RNA, 1266 nt
Organism: Cyphellophora attinorum
Lineage: Eukaryota; Fungi; Ascomycota; Eurotiomycetes; Chaetothyriales; Cyphellophoraceae
Product: Secernin-1
Exons: 1
Coding region: 1-1266 (421 amino acids)
Biological process (GO): proteolysis
Molecular function (GO): dipeptidase activity; cysteine-type exopeptidase activity
Source: RefSeq, a predicted model, not a curated record